Molecule: messenger RNA, 957 nt
Organism: Dichotomopilus funicola
Lineage: Eukaryota; Fungi; Ascomycota; Sordariomycetes; Sordariales; Chaetomiaceae
Exons: 2
Coding region: 1-957 (318 amino acids)
Source: RefSeq, a predicted model, not a curated record
AUGAAUAACAAAUCCACCCAUAAUCCCAGGCCAGACGCUAAACGUAGCAACUCCUGGAGAUCCUUUCUCCGGCCGCCGCCCAAAUCGCCCGUCCCUAGCAGCAGCAGCACCACCACCAACAACACCAAGGCCAACAAUAACAACGUCACCAAGGCUAAAAAUAGCACCACGCCAUCUCCAACCACAACCACAACCCCCUACCAACCUCACCCUACCCCCAAUCCCAACCAGCACACCCGGCAGCACACCCAGCACACCCAGCACAACCAACAUACCGAACAAACCCACCAAAUCUGGCAAGCCCAAGAAACCCUCCGCACUUUUAUCACCGACACCUGGCCGCAACACGCCUCUUCCGUCCGUAUCGAAUGCCACGUUCCGCUGUCUGCGCUUUAUCCCCUUCUCGGUCAGCCGCUUAGCAACAACAACAACAACAACAUCCUAAAUAUCCACCUCAGCAAGGAGGAAAAGGAGAAGAAGGCAAAAGAAGAAGAGGAGAAGGGUUUACAAAUCUGUCGACGUCUAGUCCGUGUUCCAGGGCCGUUACACGAGGAAGUGGCAAAGGGAGUGUGGGUGUUUUUAAGGGGGUUAGCCGCUGCCGCCGAAGCCGCUGCCGCCUCCGCUGCUGCUACUGCUGCUGCUGCUAAAACUACUACCGAGGCUGUGGAAUAUGAGAAGGGGGGAUCAGGAUUCGGGCGGGAGGAGGACCGGACGGUGUUAUCUAGCCAGGAGGAGGAUCUGACGGGGUUGUUGUUGGCGAGCCAGGAGGAAGGGAGUGGUGUGUCGCGGGGGAAGGGGAGGAAGGGGGUUGAGGCUUUUGGGGGGUUUUUUUCGAGUAAGGACAGUAAGGAGGGGGUGAAUGAGAAGGGGGAGGACAAGAAGAAGAGGGGAAAGGGGGGUGAGAAAAAAGGGGCACGUCCUGGGUUGAAAAGGGGGGUUCCGCAUAAGGGGAAGUGA